Chaetomium fimeti is the source of this 1668-nucleotide messenger RNA. RefSeq lists its product as uncharacterized. The transcript is spliced from 2 exons. NCBI's taxonomy places the organism in Eukaryota, Fungi, Ascomycota, Sordariomycetes, Sordariales, Chaetomiaceae. The record is from RefSeq and is a predicted model, not a curated record. Bases 1 to 1668 code for a protein of 555 amino acids.
AUGGCUCCCGACAAUUCAAUUGCUCCUAGCAACUAUUCCGAGCUCUUGAAAUGCGUAGAAAUCGACGAUCGAGAGAGCCCUGCCAACGCAGGCGACUGGCGUAAAGAAGUGGGGGAAUUCUUGGGCCUCUCCGACCCGGCGGCUAUGCGCCUGAGCGACAUGACGCGAUGGAAGAUUGGCCCUAGAAUGGCGAGCCCAUCUGGCUCGAAGCUCAUGUACGAACAUUUUCUCCAUCUCAGAGCUUUUGUACAGAACCAUCGCCCUUUCGAAUUCGACUUGCACCAAUUUGUUGACGACCAAUACGCCACCGCCGCCUCCCGGCUUCUUGAGAAAGGUGCCUGGGAAGACUUUGACCACUACAGGAGGUCAGUAGGGAAUUCUGACCCGGAUAUUCGCAUCCUAGGGCAGUUUGCCUCCGCGAAAGUUGACCAGAACCACGUUCUCAUCGAUGCUUAUGGUGGUAACGGUUUGGGUCACGACGGAGAGGAAAAACAGUUCGUUGGUGGCACCCACGAAGAUUCUGAGGAAACACCAUCUAGACGAGCCUCGACAAGGUUUCUUCCGAUGAAGCCCGACUAUAGAUCGCCGCCAGGUGACUGCGAUGCCGCCGACGAGGCUAUUGUCAACAAAGCCAUGGCCGGAUUUGCGUCGAUUCUGACCCGGCCAUUCACCAAGGAGUUUGCGCGGGCUCCAGAUAGUCCGAGCAGAACGCAGGUCGAACUGGAACCCACCUACGAUCAAGUGAGGACGGGCCUUGCAAGAUGGACUAUCGAGAGGAAUAGGUUUCACAUCAAGGAGCGCCGGAGAGAAAAUGACACGCGCCAAGCUCGGGCAGUAACCGAUGCGAAAUGCAAACCAGGCCAGCACUUCAAAAUCCUGGAGACCCAGACAGAUGGGCACCUCUAUUCUUUAUACGAGACUCUCGCGCUCAUGGAAGUCAAACGCCGCACACGGUACAAAAGCGCAGUCGGCUGGAAGACAAUUGAGUGGCAAGAAACUGCCGAGAUUUUCGCCUGGCAGAACAACUGUCUUCGAACGGAACAAGAGCAAGGCAAAAUGGACGUGUCUCGACGAUUCCUGAAACCCCCGACUGAGUCCAACCGCAAAAGAUGCCUUCUCGUAUCGCAAGAUCGCGAAGAGUGCUUCAUUAUUAUUGGAGAGUUUGAUGCCUACUGGGAAUACUACUGUGUUGAGGGACUGCUCCCGAACAUCACCUCCGGCCCAUCCGCCCUCAGUACAAAACUAGGGGACUUGUAUUUGGGCAACGAGGUGUUGAAGGGCGCAGAGCACUCCAAGGGCACUGAGAGGUUGAAACGCGACGGGGGUGGUGGCGCAGAGAGGUUGCAAGGCGAUGAAACACUGAAACAUUAUGGACUGGAUGGCUGUCCCGUCCCUGGGCCCGACGACGGCUUUCUGGCGGUCCACGUUUACGGGCCGUUCUUGACCACUAACCAAGAUCAUAUGGUGGCUCUAAGCGCCAACCUACUUGGUAUGACUAUGCAUCUAGCCGGCGUAACGCGCGAGACCCUUGGGUAUUUCGAACAGAAGGCUCGGAGCAGCGUUAAAGAAUACAAGGCAGGCCGCACAAGCUCGGGCAGCUCGGGGAGUGGGACAAGUCAGGGAAGUGAGGAUAGCCUAUGGGUGCAGAGAUCUACUCUGUUCUCCUGA